Messenger RNA from Alosa sapidissima (American shad), 4231 nucleotides. It is a transcript of the gene mms22l, whose product is annotated as MMS22-like, DNA repair protein. Gene Ontology annotation, cellular component: nuclear replication fork. The record is from RefSeq and is a predicted model, not a curated record. Lineage: Eukaryota; Metazoa; Chordata; Actinopteri; Clupeiformes; Clupeidae. Gene Ontology annotation, biological process: replication fork processing; double-strand break repair via homologous recombination.
CGUUGUAUUGUCAAGCACUCGCGCGGGAGAAACGGAAACAAAUGAAAGGAAGUAUCAACAGUGGCCAGGCAUUCCGACUUGUCACUGAAAUGGAAGAUGACUUUAGUGAAUCCCUUACACCGCCUGUGUCGCCUUUUGCCGGAGAGAGCCUCUAUGCUUCAGUCCACGACCAGCCUCCAUACUUUAGCUGUGCGUCAACGUUAGAUCUGAGCCGAGACGAAACAAAAACACUUUCCUCAGAGGGAUACGUUAGUCGGGGAGCCCUGAAGAGGCUACUCCUGAAACUCGAUCCUGCUCCGGGGGACUUUGAGACAGACACUGUUGACAUAUUUGGUUUUUCUUGGGUGACAGAAACAGCUCUGGUGGAAUCCACUAAACUUCUAUUUGGCUUAUUUAGGCAAAAAGUUCUUAAACUGGAAAGCCUGGUACAGUCCAGCUCCCAUGACUUUGGUCAAGCCAGUGGCCUACAUUAUGAAGCAGAAGACCUCAGACAGCAGUGUGUCCUGUUCCUCCAGUAUGUGAAAGUAUUCAUAAGCAGAUUCCUGGAUGCACCACAGGGCCUUGAUGAGGGACCCCUUCACCCAUAUGAAGAACUAGAGGCUCAGCUCCCCUCCUCAUUGGUUGAGGAGCUGUUUGGAAUCACACUCUUGAUCGGCCGUCUCAAAGACCUCCCAGCCAAUGUCCAGAGUGCCUUCACCAUACAACACCAUGGCAAGCUGUUUCCUCCAUCCUGGCACCUGCUGCACCUCCACCUGGACGUCCACUGGUCUGUGCUGGAGAUCCUACACCUGCUGGGCCAGAGGACGAUGGGUCAGGUGGUGUACGCGCACCAGUUUGUGAACCUGACAGGGGAGAACAUCACCAACGUCAGCCUCUUUGAGGAGCACCUCAACAGCCUGCUCUGUGAUCUCAUCGGCCUGGCCCUGAACAAAUACAGCAAGGUAAGGCCCACUGAGGCCCUGUCCAGCCACCACUACUACUGCCUCUGCACUAAAGAGCUCUGGGUCCUCCUCAUCCACCUUCUAGAGCACAGGAGCAAGACAACACACACUCCUUCGUUCUGGGGCUACGUGACUCCGCUUCUGCAGAGUCUCCUGAAGGGGACGCCAGCGGCGGAGCAGCGCCUUCCCAGCACCUGCAAAGACCCACUGGGCUUCACCUGGUGGCUGGUCACACACCUGGCUCAGGUGGGCCAGUACAGCCGAAACGGCUCGCUUCAUACUGAGAAACAGUUCCAACUCGAACACAACUGGAGUUUUGUGUGUGAGCUGCUGAAGUCAACCUGUGAUCCAAAGGGGAGUGUUCAGGAGGAACAGAUCCGGAUGCAUGUGCAUUGCUGCCUGAGUUUAACCAUGCUGUGGGAGCCCAACACCAGUGCGGUGACGACCCUCUGGGAGUACUACAGCAAGAAUCUGAACGCAUCCUUCGCCGUGCCCUGGUUGGGUGUGAGCGGCCUGGGCAGUGUGGGCCGCGGCCCCCUGUCGCUGCUGGAGCUGGCGCAAGCCUGCUGCUCUCCGGCGCCGCUGGGCUCGGCCGCUCACACGCAGCUCUACCGCGCCUGCAGCUCCUUCGCCAUCUUCCUGCGCGUGCUCGCCCUGCACCUCGGCCAGGAAAACGCAGGUGGAGCCCCCUGGAGACAGAUCAAGGGCAGGAUCUACUCUAAGUUCCACCAGAGGCGCAUGGCGGAGCUGUCUGAGUUGGGCUUGAUGAACUUCCUGCUCCUCUUCCUGGUUCUGGCCCGCAGCGCCGAGCUGGAGGACGCGUCAGGCCGGGCCUUCGACCUCAUGGCGCUGCUCCCGGCGGGCACCAUGCCCCCGGCGCACCGGGCCCUGCUAUGGCGCGGCCAGCUGGCACUGCUGCUGCUGUACGUGGGCCGCGGACUGGACGCUGGCGCCCACGCCGACCGCCUCGCCACUUCCUUCACCCAGGUGGCGCGGGAGUUCUACCUGAAGACCACCGAGCCGUCACGCAAGCUGGCGCUGUGGCAGCCACUGGGGGCAUACCUGGAUGGCGUGACCGAGGUGCUGGAGACCAGCGGGCACCUUUGCCAGGCCGAGGAGAGGCUGCUCAACGAGGGCUUCACCAUGCUGCUGCCCGCCUGCAGGCAGUCCGAGCUGGCGUCCACGCUGGGCUUCCUACAGACCGCACUGGCACAGCUGAGGCGCGUUCACCAGCGCUGUUCUCAGGCCCCAUCCUCUGGCCCUUCAUCCUCCUCUGGCUGGACGCCUCCUCCCUCGCUGGCUAAAGAGCGCCACCUAGCGGUGGCCUCUGCACUCUGGACUCACUUCUUCCCUUUCCUGCGCAGCCUGCGCCUCUCUCAGACACCUCCGCCACAGCUGGCUGACGCCGCCGCAGGGUUUACCGUCCUUGCGUUGGACAUGCCUGGCUCUGCCCCUCAGGAACUCCAGCCCCACCCAGUCCAGUCCAUCAUGCACAGCUUCGGCUGGGACGAGAUGCUCCACCCCCUACUAGUCAGCCGAUUCCUCAACCACCUGCUACAGAACAGUGAGGUGGUGGCGAGUGUGAGCUCGGCUCAGGGAGUGUGUGUACGUGCCUGGAUCAGGUGUGUGCUGCAGCAGUACCUGCACAAGAACACGGAUGGCACGGAAAGCAGAACAGGCAGGACUCUUGAUGAGCAGCUGUGUGAGUUGACCAGGCUUGUGCUGAGGCUGCCGGAGGUGGAGUCUGUGCUGCAGAGAGCAGGGCUGCAGCCCUCUGCUGUUAAACCUGAGCCCAAACCAGCACUCGCCGUCUUCAUUAAGGCAGUGGGCAGGGUGUAUUCAGGCCUGCAGCUGUUAUCCGAGCGCACAUCCAUGGUGGCGCGGGCUCUGGACUACGUUGGCGACAUCCUCAAGUACAUCAAGCCCUACCAGCUGAACAAGAGCCAGGAGGGCCUCCAGCUGUCCUACUGGGCAGUAGGCUGUCUGGUGAAGCACUGGAGCCCCCUGCUGGCCACCUCUAAAGCUCAGCAGCUGCUCUUCCGCAUCGUCGACUCCCUGCUGCUCCCCCAUUCGCUUUUCCAGCAGGACCCCCCCACACAGGUGCUGUCUGCGCUGAAGGAGAGCCUGCCGCUCUACCUGCAGGGUCUUUCAGUGGCAGUGGGCGUGUCCCAGUCUCAGGGGGCGCAUCUUAAACAGCAGCUGCGCAACGUCAUCAGCCAAUACCUGAGCCGUUUCCUCCCGGCCGCGCCGUCGAUGGGCGCAGUGGCCAAUCACCCGGUCCUGCUGGCUGCCUGUGAGGCCACACCCACGCCCAGAGGGGUGGGACUGAGGCGGAACAUCCUUCAAGUGAUCAGCGACAGUUUCCUGCAGUUCAAAGGCCACGCCCCUCCUCCCCGACUGGCGGCCGUCCUUGCCUUCCUGUUGGAGCUGCUGAGGCGGAGCCCAGACACAGAGCCCGCCCUGCUGUCCCUCCCCCUGCCCGCCCUCCUGCGCUGCCUCAUGCUGGUCAACGAGCCUCAAGUGAGGCGGUUGAGUACUGAGGCUGUUCAGCUGGUGGUGGGGAGAUGUGGCUCCUCGUCUGCUCAAGGCCCUUGCGACCAGACCGUCUCCAUUCUCAGGACCUUUGUGGAGGAGAAUGAGGGUGUAUACGACCAGCAGAUGUAUGGCGUUCUAGAAGCCAUAUCGCUUGUAGACCGGAGUUCCGUGGAGGUUCUAAUUCCAGUUCUGUCAUUAAGCCUGAGGAACUUGGAACAGAAGAGAGGCCUGGGGAAAAACACCUCACUACGAAAUGCCUACAAGAGGUUGCUAUGCCAACUGGGAGAGAGUGGCCAAGCUGAGAGGGUCUGCUUGGAUGCCGAAUGAUGUCCUGACCUUUGAACUUUCACACUGCCGGUCAUCACAGUUCCCUCGGGAAAAAGGUGGAGUGACACCUCUACUGUCAGUACACUACACCUCCACCCUACUCCUCCUCUGGGGGGACUGCUGCUGCUUGGGGGAAUGUAUAUUUUUGGUCCUCAAACAGUCUCUAGUGACUGUUGUACAUAUGACAUGAUGAGACAUGAUGUACAAAUAUUUUACAUAUUUAAGCAUUUCGUCCUGCAUAUCAAUAUCAUGAAAGUCACACUAGUGUAACUGUCUUUCUCUGACCAACACACAGCUUCAUGUGUCCAUGCAGUUUGGUGUGUGUGCGUAUGUUUAAUGUAUAUAAUGUAUAGCUGCUGUACAGUCUAUUGAAAUAUUAUGUUUGUAAAGAGUGUCAAAAUAAAGCAAAACAAUAUGUUUGAGUCAUA